Molecule: messenger RNA, 4531 nt
Organism: Sorex fumeus (smoky shrew)
Lineage: Eukaryota; Metazoa; Chordata; Mammalia; Eulipotyphla; Soricidae
Gene: CPSF1
Product: cleavage and polyadenylation specific factor 1
Exons: 38
Coding region: 111-4445 (1444 amino acids)
Cellular component (GO): mRNA cleavage and polyadenylation specificity factor complex; nucleus
Molecular function (GO): nucleic acid binding; protein binding
Source: RefSeq, a predicted model, not a curated record
CGCAGGCCAGGAGCCCGGAACUCGGACGCGCCGGAGCGUGCGUGCCGCGGGAUUCUGAAGCCGCUGCACCGCGCGCGCCGCUCGGCCGCUCUCCUCCAGCCCCCGGUGCCAUGUAUGCCGUGUACAAGCAGGCGCACCCGCCCACUGGGCUGGAGUUCGCCAUGUACUGCAACUUCUUCAACAACAGCGAGCGCAACCUCGUGGUGGCCGGCACAUCGCAGCUCUACGUGUACCGGCUCAACCGCGACGCCGAGGCGCCAACCCGGAGUGACAGGAGCACAGAGGGCAGGGUACACCGGGAGCACCGGGAGAAGCUGGAGCUGGUGGCCUCGUUCUCCUUCUUCGGGAAUGUCAUGUCCAUGGCCAGUGUGCAGCUGGCUGGGGCUAAGAGAGACGCCCUGCUGCUGAGCUUCAAAGAUGCCAAGCUCUCGGUGGUUGAGUACGACCCGGGCACGCACGACCUUAAGACACUGUCUCUGCACUACUUCGAGGAACCUGAACUGCGGGAUGGGUUUGUGCAGAACGUGCACACGCCGCGGGUUCGAGUGGACCCGGAUGGGCGCUGUGCUGCCAUGCUCAUCUACGGUACACGCCUGGUGGUCCUGCCCUUCCGAAGGGAGAGCCUGGCUGAGGAGCACGAGGGCCUUGUGGGUGAGGGGCAGAGGUCCAGCUUCCUGCCCAGCUACAUCAUCGACGUUCGAGCCCUGGACGAGAAGCUGCUCAACAUCGUGGACCUGCAGUUCCUGCACGGCUACUACGAGCCCACCCUGCUCAUCCUCUUUGAGCCCAACCAGACGUGGCCAGGGCGUGUGGCCGUGAGGCAGGACACGUGCUCCAUCGUGGCCAUUUCCCUGAACAUCACCCAGAAGGUGCACCCAGUCAUCUGGUCCCUAACCAGCCUGCCCUUCGAUUGCACCCAGGCCCUGGCAGUGCCCAAGCCCAUAGGUGGAGUGGUGAUCUUUGCCGUCAACUCCCUGCUGUACCUGAACCAAAGCGUGCCCCCCUACGGAGUGGCGCUCAAUAGCCUCACCUCUGGCACCACCGCCUUCCCCUUGCGCACACAGGAGGGUGUCCGCAUCACUCUGGACUGUGCUCAGGCUGCUUUCAUCUCCUACGACAAGAUGGUCGUUUCCCUCAAGGGUGGCGAGAUCUACGUGCUGACCCUCAUCACAGACGGCAUGCGUAGUGUCCGCGCCUUCCACUUUGACAAGGCGGCCGCCAGCGUCCUCACCACCAGCAUGGUCACCAUGGACCCUGGGUACCUGUUCCUUGGGUCACGCCUCGGCAACUCCUUGCUCCUCAAGUACACGGAGAAACUGCAGGAGCCUCCAGUUGGUGCCACACGCGAUGCAGCAGACAAGGAGGAGCCUCCCUCCAAGAAGAAGCGGGUGGACUCCACAGGCAGCUGGUCAGGAGCCAAGUCACUGCCACAGGAUGAGGUGGACGAGAUUGAAGUCUAUGGCAGUGAGGCCCAGUCGGGCACACAGCUGGCCACUUACUCCUUUGAGGUGUGUGACAGCAUUCUCAAUAUUGGACCCUGUGCCAAUGCUGCCAUGGGCGAGCCUGCCUUCCUUUCUGAAGAGUUCCAGAACAGCCCGGAGCCGGAUCUGGAGAUAGUGGUCUGCUCUGGCUAUGGGAAGAACGGGGCCCUGUCGGUGCUGCAGAAGAGCAUCCGGCCCCAGGUGGUGACGACCUUUGAGCUGCCGGGCUGCUAUGACAUGUGGACGGUCAUCGCUCCUGUGCGGAAGGAGCAGGAUGAGACUCCCAACGCGGAAGGUGCAGAGCAGGAGCCCAGCGCUGCCGAGGCAGAGGAUGACGGGAGAAGACACGGGUUCCUGAUCCUGAGCCGGGAGGAUUCCACCAUGAUUUUGCAGACCGGCCAGGAGAUCAUGGAGCUGGACACCAGUGGCUUUGCCACACAGGGCCCCACGGUCUUUGCCGGAAACAUUGGGGACAACCGCUACAUUGUGCAAGUGUCUCCACUUGGGAUCCGCCUACUGGAAGGAGUGAACCAGCUGCACUUCAUCCCCGUUGAUCUGGGCGCCCCCAUCGUGCAUUGUGCUGUGGCGGACCCCUACGUUGUCAUCAUGAGUGCAGAAGGCCACGUCGCCAUGUUCCUGCUUAAGAGCGACUCCUAUGGGGGCCGCCACCACCGCCUGGCACUGCACAAACCUCCCUUGCACCACCAGUCUAAGGUGAUCACGCUGUGCUUGUACCGUGAUGUCAGCGGCAUGUUCACCACUGAGAGCCGUCUCGGCGGGGCCCGCGAUGAGCUGGGGGGCCGUGUGGGCUCUGAGGUGGAGGGCCAGGGAUCUGAGCCCAGCCCCACAGUGGACGACGAGGAGGAGAUGCUCUAUGGAGAUUCGGGGUCCCUUUUCAGCCCUAGCAAGGAGGAGGCCCGCCGGAGCAGCCAGCCCCCAGCGGACCGAGACCCUGCGCCCUUCCGUGCUGAGCCUACCCACUGGUGCCUGCUAGUGCGGGAGAAUGGUACCAUGGAGAUCUACCAGCUCCCAGACUGGCGGUUGGUGUUCCUCGUCAAGAAUUUCCCGGUGGGCCAGCGAGUUUUGGUGGACAGCUCCUUCGGCCAGCCCACUACACAGGGAGAGGUCCGUAAAGAAGAAGCCACUCGCCAGGGGGAGCUGCCACUUGUCAAGGAGGUGUUGCUGGUGGCUCUGGGCAGCCGGCAGAGCAGGCCCUACCUGCUGGUGCACGUGGACCAGGAGCUGCUCAUCUACGAGGCCUUUGCCCACGACUCUCAGCUCGGCCAGGGCAACCUCAAAGUCCGCUUUAAGAAGGUCCCUCACAACAUCAACUUCCGAGAGAAGAAGCCAAAACCGUCCAAGAAGAAGGCGGAAGGCAGCAGCGCCGAGGAGGGGGCUGGGACCCGGGGCCGUGUGGCCCGCUUCCGCUACUUUGAGGACAUUUAUGGCUACUCGGGGGUGUUCAUCUGUGGCCCCUCGCCCCACUGGCUCCUGGUGACAGGCCGGGGGGCACUGAGGCUGCACCCCAUGGGUAUUGACGGCCCCAUCGACUCCUUUGCACCGUUUCACAAUGUCAACUGUCCCCGCGGUUUCCUGUACUUCAACAGACAGGGAGAGCUGAGGAUCAGCGUCCUGCCUGCCUACCUCUCGUAUGACGCGCCCUGGCCUGUCAGGAAGAUCCCGCUGCGCUGCACGGCCCACUACGUGGCCUACCAUGUGGAGUCCAAGGUGUACGCAGUGGCCACAAGCACCAACACGCCAUGUACCCGCAUCCCACGCAUGACUGGCGAGGAAAAGGAAUUUGAGACCAUUGAGAGAGAUGACCGCUACAUCCAUCCCCAGCAGGAGGCUUUCUCCAUCCAACUCAUCUCCCCAGUCAGCUGGGAGGCCAUCCCCAAUGCCAGGAUUGAGCUGGAGGAGUGGGAGCAUGUCACGUGCAUGAAGACGGUGUCGCUGCGCAGUGAGGAGACUGUGUCGGGCCUCAAGGGCUAUGUGGCCGCAGGGACCUGCCUCAUGCAGGGGGAGGAGGUCACGUGCCGCGGGCGGAUCCUCAUCAUGGAUGUGAUCGAGGUGGUGCCUGAGCCUGGCCAGCCCCUGACCAAGAACAAGUUCAAAGUCCUGUACGAGAAGGAGCAGAAGGGCCCGGUGACUGCCUUGUGCCACUGCAAUGGCCACCUGGUGUCAGCAAUCGGCCAGAAGAUAUUCCUGUGGAGUCUGCGUGCCAGUGAGCUGACGGGCAUGGCUUUCAUUGACACGCAGCUGUACAUCCACCAGAUGAUCAGUGUUAAGAACUUUAUCCUGGCAGCUGAUGUCAUGAAGAGUGUCUCCCUGCUCCGCUACCAGGAGGAGAGCAAGACGCUGAGCCUGGUGUCCAGGGAUGCAAAGCCUCUGGAGGUAUACAGCGUGGACUUCAUGGUGGACAACGCACAGCUGGGCUUCCUGGUGUCAGACCGUGACCGCAACCUCAUGGUGUACAUGUACCUGCCAGAAGCCAAGGAGAGUUUCGGGGGCAUGCGCCUGCUGCGGCGGGCCGACUUCCACGUUGGCGCCCAUGUCAACACCUUCUGGAGGACUCCGUGCCGGGGUGCCGCUGAGGGGCCCAGCAAGAAGUCAGUGGUGUGGGAAAACAAGCACAUCACGUGGUUCGCCACGCUGGACGGCGGCAUUGGCCUCCUGCUGCCCAUGCAAGAGAAGACCUACCGGCGGCUGCUGAUGCUGCAGAAUGCGCUCACUACCAUGCUGCCCCACCACGCUGGCCUCAACCCCCGGGCCUUCCGGAUGCUGCACGUGGACCGGCGCAUCCUCCAGAAUGCCGUGCGCAACGUGCUGGAUGGGGAGCUGCUCAACCGCUACCUGUAUCUAAGCACCAUGGAGCGUGGGGAGCUGGCCAAGAAGAUCGGGACCACGCCCGACAUCAUCCUGGAUGAUCUGCUGGAGACAGACCGCGUCACUGCCCACUUCUAGCCCCAGGACAGUCCCCUCCUUUUUUUGUACAAAACACAGAGAUUUGUUUGGUUUGAGAAGAGCGUGUGGUCAUUGCGGGCUACAGC